ACUUGAGGGAGUACACUAAGCGAAGGACCUUGGAUGGCUUCCGCAUGAACAAGAAUCUCACUGACCAAUCGAAGGUGAAUGAGGCUUAUGCUGAAGCUAAGGCACAACUUGUGGUUUUAGAGAGGUCUGUUAAGUUUCACUCCUUAUAUCCUCCCAAGACCAAGAACAUCAUGGAAGUCAAGCUUCAGUAGACGUACAUUUAUACAAAUGAAGAAGUGAACAUUGUUGAAGAUAUGUCUUGGAUUGGAGCUGAGAUAGACUUAAACGGAAUGAUGAGUUCCUGGCUUUUUUUUGCUCUUCUUAAUAAUCUCAUCUCACACGAUUGUGCAGUUGUUGCAUAACAAAUGUUCCAACUUGUCUGGAGUUUCUGUAUUCUCAUAUAUGUCAUAUUUUAGCACUGAUACUGGUAGGGUAUAAAUCUGUGAUCCAGACACAUAA
Molecule: messenger RNA, 438 nt
Organism: Camelina sativa (false flax)
Lineage: Eukaryota; Viridiplantae; Streptophyta; Magnoliopsida; Brassicales; Brassicaceae
Source: RefSeq, a predicted model, not a curated record